Molecule: messenger RNA, 1083 nt
Organism: Aspergillus niger
Lineage: Eukaryota; Fungi; Ascomycota; Eurotiomycetes; Eurotiales; Aspergillaceae
Exons: 1
Coding region: 1-1083 (360 amino acids)
Biological process (GO): L-methylmalonyl-CoA metabolic process
Cellular component (GO): mitochondrion
Molecular function (GO): methylmalonyl-CoA epimerase activity
Source: RefSeq, a predicted model, not a curated record
AUGUCACUCUGGCUUAUCGAUCUGAUUGCCCUCCUCCCCUCAAAAUGGCAGAACUGGAUCCUCCCACCAUCCACCAUCCCCGUUGUCCAUAACUCUCCGCAGAAAGUCCAACUCAGCCGCAUCGCACAUGUCUACUUCGAGCAUGCCAGCCUCGAAGCUUUCACCAAGUUCGCCCAAGACUUCGGCUUUGUCGAGGCCAUGCGGAAGGGAAACACCAUCUACUACCGUGGGUACGGAAGAGACCCGUACGUCUACGUAGCCUCCCAGAGCCCCACGCGCAGAUCCCAAUUCCUAGGUGCUGCCUUCGUCGCCAAGGACGAGGAGAAUUUUAACAAAGCGGCAGCGAUCCCCGGAGCGGUUCGCAAAACACUGGACGAUGCACCAGGGGGCGGCAAGCGGAUCACUUUUGCUCGACCAAACGGGACAUUUUUUCAUGUCGUGUACGGGCAGACGGAGCGAGAGGUUGAUGUUGAAGGAACAACGCCGCCAACAGCGACACACGACUCGCAGGGGCCCUUCAACACACCUUUUGAUAAACCACGCAAAGGGCAGUUCCAGCGGUACCACGAUGGUCCCGCCCUAGUGCACAAGCUCGGACACUACGGCUACGUGUGCAAGGAGUUCGAAACAGAGCUUGAGUUCUACACUUCCAACUUCAAUUUCGUGCACUCGGAUAUCCUGUAUCUGCCGCAGUUCCCGCAGAUGGAGGUCAUGAGCUUUAUGCACCUCGAUCUGGGCGAGGAGUAUACAGACCACCACACAUUCUUUCUGCAGCGGGCGUCACCAACUGUGGGGAGCACCUAUGUACAUCAUACCUCGUUUGAGGUGGCAGACUUCGAUACACAGCUGAUGGGGCACCAUUACCUGGCGAAGAAGGGUUGGAAGAGUGUUUGGGGGGUGGGAAGGCACAUUCUGGGAAGUCAGAUCUUCGACUAUUGGUAUGAUAGUUCGAAGUUCAAGAUCGAACAUUAUACUGAUGGGGAUGUGGUGAACUGUCACAACCCCACGCGCAGAGAGCCGGUUGGGCCGCUGUCUGUUUGGGGGCCUGAAUUGCCGGGUGACUUUGGGGAUAACAAGGCUUAA